AUGGCUGACCAUCAAAUUGAGAAGGCUUACCAAAAGCAACACCUGUUCCAAAAUGCCAAGGCUCGAGGUGGGCAGAAAGUCUCGACGAAGGAGAAGCGAUGGUACAAGGACGUCGGUCUGGGUUUCAAGACGCCUGCCGAGGCGAUCAACGGCACAUACAUUGAUAAGAAGUGCCCAUUCACUGGCGAUGUCUCAAUACGCGGGCGUAUCCUCACUGGUCGGGUAGUAUCCACUAAGAUGACCCGCACCAUCAUUAUCCGAAGGGAUUACCUUCAUUACAUCCCCAAGUACAACCGUUACGAGAAGCGACACAAAAACUUGGCUGCCCACGUUUCUCCCGCUUUCCGUGUUGAGCUUGGUGAUAUCGUCACUGUUGGUCAGUGCCGACCACUGUCGAAAACUGUGCGAUUCAAUGUUAUUCGGGUGGCCAAGAACAAGGCCGCUGCAAAGUCGUUCGGGAAGUUCUAG
Fibroporia radiculosa is the source of this 468-nucleotide messenger RNA. RefSeq lists its product as uncharacterized. Gene Ontology annotation, cellular component: ribosome; cytosolic small ribosomal subunit. Gene Ontology annotation, biological process: translation. The coding region runs from base 1 to 468 and encodes 155 amino acids. The record is from RefSeq and is a predicted model, not a curated record. Gene Ontology annotation, molecular function: structural constituent of ribosome. Lineage: Eukaryota; Fungi; Basidiomycota; Agaricomycetes; Polyporales; Fibroporiaceae. The transcript is spliced from 6 exons.